Messenger RNA from Engraulis encrasicolus (European anchovy), 1886 nucleotides. Its product is annotated as transport and Golgi organization protein 6 homolog. The transcript is spliced from 12 exons. Gene Ontology annotation, biological process: protein secretion. NCBI's taxonomy places the organism in Eukaryota, Metazoa, Chordata, Actinopteri, Clupeiformes, Engraulidae. The coding region runs from base 57 to 1886 and encodes 609 amino acids. The record is from RefSeq and is a predicted model, not a curated record.
AGACUGAAGUGAUGCCGCAUGAAAAUUUCUCUGUUGUGUUAUACAGGGCAUGAAAGAUGACUAGCUCCAUUCUGCACGCACUGAGCAUCCUAACUAAACCCGCCGGAGAGGUUUCUGUCAGCCAGGCGGAUGGCUCCCAGCAGCAGGCGUUGCUGGAUGCCCUGGAGGCCAACCAGAGGCAGCUCCAGGAGCACCUGCAGGGCCUGCUGCAGGGAGAACCAGAGGUGGCCCAGGCUCUAGAGGCAGUACGGAACCAGCACCAGAACCAGAACCAGAACCAGAACCAGGCCGACUGGGCCAGGGAGCAGACGGACGACGUGACCUGGAGCUUUACCCGCGAGUGCCUGGUGCUGCUGCUAGGGCUGGCGCGCCACCUGGCCAAGCUGAGGGAGGCCUUCGAUCAUGCCCAGCAGAGCUCGCUGGCAUCCACCUCAGACGCCGCGCCUCCCCUGCCCCCCGAUGUGCUGAGCGUGUCCCAGCAGAGGGCGCUGUGCGCUGGGCUGCAGUUCGCCGUCACCCUGGGCCUGUGCCCGUACCUGGUGCCGGGGGUGGGCGUGCCGUUGGCGCGGCGCUCUGCUCUGGGGGCAGCGGUGGAAGGGGCGGUGAGGGGAGACGUGUCCCCGUCUCCCGAGCGGCGUCUCCUGGUGACGGCCUGCGCUCUGCUGGAGCUGGGCGCCGUGCCGUCCCUGGCCACCGAGCUCUUCACCCGACACCUGGGGGACGUCAUGGCCGCCCUCUGCCAGCUGGGACACCGCCCCCAGAGACCUGAGGGGGGCGCUGUGCUCUCUGAGAAGUGUCUUAGUGCUGACGAACGCAGGAAGUGCAGGGAAGCUUUGCAAAGCCUAAUGGGUAAAGUCUAUCAGCCAAUCGUCAUCAAGGAGCUCUUGAUUCUUCAAGGCGGCCCAAAACAGAGCCGUGGGGGCCCCAGUGCCGGCCCUGGUCCAGGCCCAGGUGGGAGUGCAGGUGGUGGGGGGAGAGCUGCUCUGCCACAGGCCCCUGCCUGGCUGCGCCGGUUGUGUGGGCAGCUGCUGUCUGAGAGGCUGAUGCAGCCCAGCGGGGUGCAGUAUGUGGUGCGCGCCAUCCUGCAGGGGGGCAGCGGGGGAGAUGCAGACUGGAGGAAGUGUGACGCUGUAGCCCGUAUCCUAUCGACGUGUCCCCAGCAGUCCCUCUCACCUGAGGCUUACUACAGCCAGGUCUGCCCACAGGUGAUAGAGUUGCUUCACUUCAAGGACAAGUUGACUGCUCAGCAGUUCCAGCGUGUGGCCACUAGAGCGGCGCUCACCAUAGUGGAGGAACAUGCUGAGUUUGCACAUCAAUUCCUGUUGGAGCCUCUUCUCAAACCCCUCCUCUGCUGUGCAAGUGUUGCAGGUGAGGGGGAGGACAGAGGUCCAGUGGAGGAGUGGGAGCUGAGUCGCUGUGUGGAUGAUGUCUACAAAGUGUGUGUGGUGGGGAACAGGCCUAGUGAGCCGCUGCUGAGUUCUCUGGCUGGAGUAUUCCCUGUCAUCUUUGACCUGUACUGCUUCACCAAGAAGAAUGUCUCCCACCUGCGCGCCCCCUGUCAGGAGAUCCUGCUAUGGCACCUCUCCCAGGCAGAGACUGGCCAGGCUCUCUGCCUCCUCAGGCAGGUCUGUGGUCUGGAGGAGGCACCAGGAGGAGGAGAAGGAGGAGGAGGAGUGGCGGCAGCAGGGUGGCAGUUCUCCCCAGGCAGCGAGGGUGGGGUCAUCCUCACACCUAAAGAGUCAAUCAGUGAUGAGGAUGAGGAGCUGUAUGAGCGUGUGUGUGGUGAGCAGUGGCGUGUGGAGUGCGUUGCUCAGCUACUGGGGGAGAUGAAGGACAGUGAUCUGCCAGCCACACUCUUCUUGCAGCUUCUACAGGCGGUGCUUUAG